CAAUAAAAUACUUUCCAUUUAUUUUUAUUUUUAUUUUAAAAAAUUAGAUAUCUGAUGAGGGAGUGAGAUCAAUUUCAUGAAUGGAGUCAAGAUUGUGUACGGAAAAUCGUGUUGCCGAAAAGAUCCGAUGUUUGCCGAGGUGAUGGAACCUCGAUAGAUUUACAGAGCCAAGUAGUCAAAAACCUCGGCUCUCUCUAUCUCUCUCUCCUACCUACAAAACCCUAACAAUACCAUCCCCAACUCAUGUCAAUUAGGGUUUUCUGAAUUUCGAGAUUCGUUCUUCAUUUGAUUUGGUUUCAGAUGGCGGUUCCUGAAAUUAUGAAAUCGGAAUCUUUACGUUGAAAUUAGGGUCAGGUUUUGGUAUUCGCAACUCUAAAUUAUCUGUGACAUGGACGAUACUGAAGAUGAUGCUGGGUACCCUCCGAAACGGUACUCCGUCAAUCACCAUUCCUCCUUCAAUACGGCGCCGUCUUCCAACCGCCAGAAGCUUCCCGUGCGAAACGCCUCGUAUGCCCUUCAAGUCCCACCUCAAUACGACGUCGUAGAUGAGGAGGAGGACGACGAAGACAACGCCCAAGAAGAGGAUGAAUUGGAUGAAGACGAUGACGAGGAAGACGACGACGAGGACGACGAUGUUAUUGAACCCGCGGGAGACUCGGGGUUGAAUCCAAAGAAGCGGAAGCUGAGGGAUUUGGUUAACAAUUACGAGUUCGCCCCACGUGUGGUGCCGCCGCCGACCUCGAGGUUGCCGUUCGGCGGACGGAAUUCGUCGGCGGAGUGGACGGAGCACGAGACUUUGUUGUUGUUGGAGGCGUGGGGAGAGAGGUUUGUUCAGCUUGGGAGGAAGAGUUUGAGGUCUGAUGAUUGGGCCGAUGUUGCGGAGAAGGUCUCGGAGGGUUCCAAGAUUGAACGAACGGAUAUGCAGUGUAGAAAUCGAUUGGAUACGUUGAAGAAGAAGUACAAGAAGGAGAGGGCUAAAGUGGAGGAAAUGGGAGGUGGGAAUAGCAAAUGGGUUUUCUACAAGAAGAUGGAUGCGUUAAUGGGGUUGUCGCCAACUCCAAGUCGGCAACAGUAUGGGCUUGCUUGUGGGGUUGAUUCCGGGGAAUACGUGUUUAUGAAUCCCCGAGUUUAUUUGAAUAGGUCGAACGGAUUGGAUGAGAUGAGGGAUAGCCCUGGGAAUUCGGAGUAUGGUGAUGAUGAUUCAGAGGGGCUUCCUCUGAAGAGGACUAACCCGGGAGGGGACGAUGAGGAGGGAUCUUCAAUUAGGUUGUUGGCAGAUUCAAUUGAGAAGUUUGGUGAGAUUUACGAGAAGAUUGAGAAGACCAAGAGGCAGCAGAUGAUGGAGUUGGAGAAGAUGAGGAUGGAUUUUCAUAGAGAAUUGGAGUUGCGUAGGAAGGAGAUGCUAGAGAGAACUCAGGCAGAGAUUGCAAAAAUACGGCAAGGGGAUGAUGAAGACACUGAUGCUUCAGAUGAGAACUACAGUGGUUGAUGCAGCAGUUGAAGAUUGGACAAGGGAUUAUAACAUCGGAACCUUGCUGAAGUUGCCAUGGAUAAAGGGCCCCCCUUCUAUCAAUUCAAACAGAGAUUACCUGUUGUUUUUUCUGAGAGUUACAGAUUUUAUGGAAUGUAAUUGGCAUGGAGGCUUUGUAUGAUUAGCUUGAUUUUCUACUUUGAUUGGAAAUCGGUAAACCUAUGUUCAUUUGGCUUGAUUACUUAAUAUUCUCAUGUCUUCAAUUUUGACACGUA
Messenger RNA from Vitis riparia (riverbank grape), 1746 nucleotides. Its product is annotated as trihelix transcription factor ASIL1. Bases 389 to 1489 code for a protein of 366 amino acids. Gene Ontology annotation, molecular function: transcription cis-regulatory region binding. NCBI's taxonomy places the organism in Eukaryota, Viridiplantae, Streptophyta, Magnoliopsida, Vitales, Vitaceae. The transcript has 2 exons. The record is from RefSeq and is a predicted model, not a curated record. Gene Ontology annotation, cellular component: nucleus.